UGAAACCGAACACACAACGCACGAAUAGAACAAACUAAAACUGUCAUUUUGAAAAUUGUACGUAAAGGUAGUGGAUAGCGGUCCGGUUUCCGACCAACGAAAAUAUCUUUUUGAAUUUGAAGGUUUUUCGGAACAGAAAAAACGGACAAAUUGUAAGUAGACAGUGACAUUAAGGUAUUCCUUAAUUGACAAUAACCUUUUAUAGCAAAAAACAACAAAUGACGGUUAAAAGUUUUAAAAAACUACCACUGGACGAAAAAGCAACAAUUUCAUUCGAUUCCCUGAGGAAGAUCCAAUAAGGAUCGAAACGUUGGAAGAAGAAAACAUUUAGUUGUUUUUGACCCCGAAAAGACUGAAACGCCAAAACUAUUCGAAAGUCUUCAAAACAGUCGUCGUCAAUAUAGUAAAUAUCCACCAUGGCGGGGUUUUAUCAGAGCAUAAACGACGAAUUCGGACCCGAAGUAAGAGCCACACUAAAAGAGUAUGCGGACAACAACCGAAGAAUGAGCAACAUGGUGGUACGAAAAGAUUUUCUCAUACGAUGCCGAAAGGAAGGUUUGUUCCCCUCGCACAUCCAGAAUUCAUUCAAGUGCGUUUUCCAACUACUCGAGGAGCGCAGCCCCUAUCUGAGAAACCUGGAAAGCUGCAUCACAACAUUCAAGCGAAAAGUCCUAAGUCUGGAGAUCCGACACACAUACUUCAGGAUCAAACAACUGCGGGCGAUGGAACAACAACUACGCGCGAAGCUUUCCGGAGAAUUACCCGAGAGCCGAUACACCACCUUUUUCGCAUCCCAAGAGAUUUUCUUCGAACGACAAACCACAUCAAACCGACAGAAAACAAGCAAUAAAUUCGAACGGCUACUUGCAACUAUGAUUGAUCACUGUUCAAGUCGAUCGCCGUCCCUAAACGAAAAAGCAAUCCACAAUGCCACUGAAAUUACACUACCAGAAAAAGUUGAAUUGCUGCUCAGCCUGGGACCAAAGUUUGCGCUCCCAUCCACCAAUGUUGCCGAGAUGCCUUUCUACCACCUGCUUGCUGAUGUUGAAUCCGUAAUCCAAACCCAUCAAGACGCCGACGUACAGGAGCGAACAAGAUGCAGGGUCGCGAACAACAUCCAGAAUUUCAUUCACCGACAGCAGCAUGCCGGCCCCAUGCAUCCGAAUGAAAGAUUUCUGAAAGAAGCAGAACGUGAGACAAGAAGUUUCCUAAAACAACACCCGAAUUUGUACGUGCUGAAGGCGGAUAAGGGAAACAAAACUGUGAUAAUGCACAAGCAAGACUACGUAGCACGGAUGGAUCAGCUGUUAGCAGACACCAACACAUACGAGAAGACACAGAGAGAUCCGACCAGUGCGUUCCAAACGAAGAACAACGGCAUUGCACGGCGCCUCGAAAAUUUGGGUCUACUGGAUGCAGCAACAGCGAGACGAUUGCGUACCUACAAAGCAGUGUGCCCGAGAAUAUACGGACAGCCAAAAACACACAAACCCGGGCUGCCGUUACGGCCGGUGGUGCCGUGUAUGACGUCUCCAUCGUACGAACUAUCAAAAUUCGUAGGAGCGAUCAUACAACGCUCGUUGCACAGUAAGUACAACAUCUCGGACUCGUUUAAGUUUUGCGAGUUGGUGAACACGGUUACCCUACCGGAGGGACACGUCAUGGUAUCGUUUGAUGUCGUCUCUUUGUUCACAUGUAUUCCGCAAACACUAGUGCGAAAGAGCAUCAUAAAACACUGGGAUGAAAUUGGUACACACACCGACAUUUGUCUCGACCUAUUUCUGGAGGUUACAGCCUUUUGCAUAGAAUGUAGCUAUUUUUCGUUCAAUGGCUCUUUCUAUAAGCAAAAAUUUGGCACGGCUAUGGGGAACCCCCUCUCUCCGAUGAUAGCCGACCUGGUCAUGAAGAUAUUCUAG
Molecule: messenger RNA, 1916 nt
Organism: Aedes albopictus (Asian tiger mosquito)
Lineage: Eukaryota; Metazoa; Arthropoda; Insecta; Diptera; Culicidae
Exons: 2
Coding region: 417-1916 (499 amino acids)
Source: RefSeq, a predicted model, not a curated record